Messenger RNA from Mollisia scopiformis, 1038 nucleotides. RefSeq lists its product as uncharacterized. Lineage: Eukaryota; Fungi; Ascomycota; Leotiomycetes; Helotiales; Mollisiaceae. Bases 22 to 1038 code for a protein of 338 amino acids. The record is from RefSeq and is a predicted model, not a curated record. The transcript is spliced from 2 exons.
ACUGAACCUUAAUCUGUCAAGAUGUCUCCAGCAUCUGAAUUGCCUAUACUUCUUUACCACCUGGGAUCUCCGCUUUCGAAGAGAAUCAUAUGGUACUUGGCCCUAAGAGGCAUUCCGUAUAUCCAAUGUAUGCAACCAAGGAUCCUCCCACGACCUGAUUUAGCUCGUCUGGGCAUCAACUACAGACGUAUCCCUAUUCUCUCCAUAGGCCGCGACGUCUACCUCGACACCCGGCUCAUCUUACAGAAACUAGAGCAUCUCCACCCCUCGAAGCCUCGUCUAGCUGCACUUGCUACCCCUGAGCACCGCGCUAUCGAGCACCUUCUCGAGGUCCUCGCCAUCGACAGCGGGCUCUUUAAGAGCGUCGUCCAACUAAUGCCAGCACAUCUCCCUCAGCUUCAAGACCCCGCCUUCCUUAGAGACCGAGCUGACCUUCUCGAGGGCAUGAUGGUUUUCACACCCGAAGCAUUGACAGCAGCGCGACCGAACGCUAUCAACGAGGUCAAGAACGUCGUGGAGUUCCUUGAGACGACGCUGCUAGCAGACGGCCGGGAUUGGGUGCUCGGAACACAUGGACCGAGCAUUGCAGAUAUUGAGGCUGUGUGGCUAUUACACUGGAUUUCUGCGGUUCCUGGAGCACUUCCUCCAGACCAAAUCUCAGGGGUCUUGUAUCCGAGAGUAUUUUCCUGGAUCGAGAGGUUUCAGAGGACGGUGUCGAGUGCGGAGAAGUUGAUCUCUGCUCCUCAGACGGUGGAUGGAGAGCAGGCUAUGGAGAUUAUUGUGACCUCACUAUUCAACGAGACAGAAGGCUUGGUGGAUGAAAAUGACCCAGUGGUCAAGCAGCAAGGGCUUGAGAAAGGGCAGUUUGUACAACUUUGGCCAACAGAUAGCGGGUCUCGACACAAGGAUAAUGGUAAGCUUGUGAGCAUGGACAAUAAAGAAGUGGUUAUAGAGACAGCGGCUGGGGAUGCAGUUGUGCGGGUCCAUGCACCGAGACAUGGCUUUCAAGUGUGUGCUUUUGAGGAUGGGGAGAAGUGA